CGACACACAAACACAUGGCCACCCCCUGUACCCUUGUUUUGACUGAUGUGUUGCAGUCCGACGGACAUCUUACAUUUGUUUGAUCUCCGAAUCUGAACAAUGUGGAUUCAAGUCAGAAGCUUCGAUGGGAAGAUUUCUAUGCAAAUUGACAACUUGUCGAAGUUGACGAAAAUCGAAGAUUUGCGAGAGCGACUUGUUGAAAAGUUCGAUGCACCUACUGAUCGUCAACGCUUGUUUUACAGAGGGAAACAGUUGACAGAUGGUCACUCACUGUUUGACUACAAUGUUGGCCUGAACGACCUGAUACAGAUCUUGGUAAGACAGGAUGCCCCGACUGACAAAGCCACACCUACAGUCAAUGGCUACAAUAGCGCUGGUGAAGAGAGUUCAGCCUCGGACAAGGAAAACAAACCUUUGACCCCAGAGCCAGUGGUUGCUUCCACAUCAAAAGAAGAGGCAGAGUGUGUGGAAAAUGGGGAAUUACAUUCUACAUACAAGAUUGGAGACAUCGUUGACGCAAGAGACACAUAUAUUGGAGCGUGGUUUGAGGCCAAAAUUGUGAAAAUUGCAGUAGACACUGGGAAAAGGGCAACAAAAGUAGCAGAACCAAAUGAUAAUGACGAUACAUUGAGUGGAAUUAAAAACAAUACCAAUAAAUCUAUGCGUAGAAAACUUGCAGAGUCUAGUGAUACAAGCGACUGUAGUUAUGACAACACUGACAGUGGUGCUAAUUCCAUGGAGAUAGAUUGUGAUACUGAAAUAUCAGACAAAGUGAAAACAGACAAAAAGUUUGAGGAAAUUGACAAUUUAAAUGAUGGUUUUGUUUAUCAUGUUGUUUUUGAAGGGUAUGAAGACACAGAUGCAGAAGAACUGACAUGUGGAAGAAUCCGCCCACGUGCGAAGACAGCUAGGAAAUUUUCAGAAGUUAAAGAAGGACAAAAAGUUAUGAUCAAUUUCAAUGUUGACAAUCCAGACCAGCGUGGCUUCUGGUACAAUGCAAUCGUCACGAAAAAACAGAAUACGCGAACAAUCAAGAAACUAUUAGCAACUGUUUUUAUUGGGCCCGACCUGAUACCACUUGAUGACUGUAACAUUCUGUUUUUGAAUGAAAUAUUCGAAAUUGAAAAACCUGGUACACAAUCGAAUGUGGAUGAUGUUGCUAAAGAUCCAUCACAAUUGCCUGUCAAACGAAAGACCAAGCCUGAGUGUAGUCAUUGUAUGGACAACCCGGGGAGGGAGUGUAAACACUGUGCUUGUUGUGUGUGUGGUGGUAAGAACGAUCCGGACAAACAGGUACUCUGUGACGAAUGUGACCAGGCCUAUCACCUCCAGUGUAUGAAUCCUCCACUUGAUAGUAUCCCCGAGGACGACGAAUGGUACUGUCCCGAUUGUAAAACAGACAGUGACGCCAUUGUAAAAGCAGGUGAGAAGUUAAAGGAAAGCAAAAGGAAAGCCAAGAUGGCAUCAUCGACCAACUCAACAAGUCGUGACUGGGGCAGGGGAAUGGCUUGUGUGGGCCGACAGAAUGUAUGCACAGUUGUUCCAGCACAACAUUUUGGGUCUAUUCCUGGUGUAGAGGUCGGCACUUCGUGGAAGUUCAGAGUUCAGGUGAGUGAGGCUGGAGUACACAGACCACACGUGGCCGGUAUCCAUGGACGCGAGGAUGUUGGGGCAUUUUCUAUAGUUUUGUCAGGAGGCUAUGAAGAUGACAAGGACGACGGAGAUCAAUUUACUUACACUGGAAGUGGAGGUCGUGACCUGUCAGGAAAUAAACGUACAGCAGAACAGUCAUGUGACCAGGUUCUGACACGUAUGAAUAAAGCUCUGGCCAAGAACUGCAAUGCCGUUAUGGACAACAAGAAGGGUGCCUGUUCGGAAGAAUGGAAGAAAGGGAAACCUGUACGUGUAGUUCGUAACUGUAAGGGAAGGAAACACUCCAAGUAUGCCCCAGAAGAAGGCAAUCGCUACGAUGGCAUUUAUAAGAUUACCAAAUACUGGCCAGAGAAAGGAAAGUCUGGUUUCUUGGUCUGGAGAUACUUGUUGAAGAGAGAUGACCCCACGCCAGCUCCCUGGACCAAAGCAGGCAAGAAACGUAUUGAAGAACUUGGCCUUGAAAUGCAGUAUCCUGCGGGCUACCUUGAAGCCAUGGCCAAGAAAGCUGAGGAGGAGGAGUCAUCGGGUGCCACAUUUGCUAAAAAAGGAAAAGGAAAGAGGAAACGGACCGACUCGAAUUCUUCACCAGGUGAAACUUCAGAGAAGAAACAGAAGGUGGUAAAAUACAGUGUAGAUCCUGCCCAGUUAAAGCUCAUCAAAGAGGACGAAAUUAACAAGAAACUGUGGGAAGAUGCCAUGUUACUCACAAAGGAGGAUGGACAGAAAUUUCUAGGAAAAGUAAAGGAGCUGUUUAACUGUAUCUGUUGCCAGGAGGUUGUGUUCAAACCCAUCACCACUGUCUGCAACCAUAAUAUUUGUAAGCCAUGUUUAAACAGAUCAUUCAAAGCAGAGGUGUACAACUGUCCCAUGUGUCGAGCUGAUCUGACGCAAGAAGAGGAUGAACUCAAAGUGAACAAAACCCUUCGGACAAUAUUACAGAAUUUCUUCCCUGGUUACGAAGCAGGCAGAUAGAUCAUACCUUUUACCUUUACAUUCUGUCCCUGUUGUCACAUUUACUGUCAUGAUUUCUCCUGACAUCAACUUUUCUUAUUCAGGAAAAGCAACAAUUUUAGCUCAAGAAAACAGCUUUGCUUUCUCUAUAUCAUUAGUCAAAUGAUAACAUAUUCCGCACACUUGCCGGCCCCUGCUGUUCAGAUACACAAUCAAUAUUCAGCAUCUGAGAUUGAUAUUGAAUCCAAAAACAUUUCAUUACAGUUAGUGUACAUAUUUCAUCAGUACCAUUAUUUUUGGACUGCAUUACAAUAAAUAAUAUUUACAUUUUCCCUUCGCUCCGCCUUAAUGAACAUAGUAAACUCAUUUCACGUCAUUUCCUGUUGAAGAUUUUGGGUCACGUGCUUCUGUUCUGAGGGACGAAUCACUUUCUUGCCGGCGUGUGAAUACAUUCACUGAGUGUACAAUGGCGAUCAAGUUCUGUACCUCCUCAAACUUAAAUGCACUUUCAUUUUGUGAAUUUUGUAACAUUGUUAUAAACAUAUAUGAACACAAGUGGAAUAGCCGCUUUAUGUGCUAAUAAAAAUGCCAGAAUAAUGCAGACAGUUUAGAAAACAGGAUCUGAUAGAACA
This is a messenger RNA of Pecten maximus, 3236 nucleotides long. RefSeq names its product E3 ubiquitin-protein ligase UHRF1-like. The transcript has 17 exons. Gene Ontology annotation, biological process: negative regulation of gene expression via chromosomal CpG island methylation; protein ubiquitination. The record is from RefSeq and is a predicted model, not a curated record. The coding region runs from base 100 to 2625 and encodes 841 amino acids. NCBI's taxonomy places the organism in Eukaryota, Metazoa, Mollusca, Bivalvia, Pectinida, Pectinidae. Gene Ontology annotation, molecular function: ubiquitin protein ligase activity; protein binding.